Molecule: messenger RNA, 10495 nt
Organism: Linepithema humile (Argentine ant)
Lineage: Eukaryota; Metazoa; Arthropoda; Insecta; Hymenoptera; Formicidae
Gene: klar
Product: klarsicht
Biological process (GO): cytoskeleton organization; nucleus organization; nuclear migration
Cellular component (GO): membrane; perinuclear region of cytoplasm; nuclear envelope
Molecular function (GO): kinesin binding
Source: RefSeq, a predicted model, not a curated record
AGGACACUCAUGGUGUCGAGCCAGCUAAUUUCGUGGACGGACCACGCCGCUCGAGGUACGCUGAUACGAAUAAACUUUCCUGUUUAGCAGAUGAGCAAUAACUGAAGAAUGCUGGCGUAACCGAUCAUCGAAAUACCGCGCGCCGAGAACGAGAACACCGAGCAGCGAACGCACGCGCAUCACAGUGCAACCCGGAGCAAGCCGACGGUGCACUAUGGUAUGCGGCGGUCCUUUAUUGCAAAAAAAACUCCGGCGGAUUCGCCCCACGUCGCUUCGCGAGCCCUUGGCCGAAUAGAAGGGUUAUGCCGUUUGUAAGCGUCGGCGAAUCGUCGAGUCCCCUCGGCCGCACCGUCGUCGCUUUCGUGGGCGGAGAACGCGAGUAGUGAUCGUAAGCAAUGAAAUUUUUAAUUGUCCGGUGACAUUCUUCGCAAGACGACGGGCAGGUGUGUCUUCAUUCGGAUGUGUGUACAGCCCCACCAACUCGCGCGUGUCUCGCCGUCGAGCUCUCCGGUCUCCGGUUUCAUCGGCGAAACGUGUAAUGCAUGCUGCAAAACUCAAGACAAUCUAAUCAGGACCCAAUGACUGUCGGCAAUACGGAUAACCAUAAGGCAAAAAAAAUGAGUUCUUCACUAACGUCACUUCAGCCAAAUAGUCAAAGCUUAGAAAGGCAGAGACAUGUCAGAACAACGACAGAAAGACUUUAUAAUAGUCUUACCAAGAAAAGGAAAGAUCCAAAGCAAACAAAUGUUCAAAGAAUGUGGAUAAACUAUGAAGACUGUAAAGAUGUUUGGGCAGCUAUAAGAUCUAAUUAUGAUUAUAUUAUGGAUACUAAUUUAAUCGAAACUUGCAAAGAAGCAAAUGGUGAAUUAACAUGGGAUGAAACAGAUGUAGCAACACAGUCUUGGAAUUUGAAGGAAGUCAGUAGCCAGUUUUCAGAGCUUUACUCGUGGUUAAGAAUUCUUCAAGAAUUGGUCUAUUCUAAGGAAGAGAAUAUUUUAGACAAAAGUCUGCGUGCAGCUCAUAUGGAGGAGCUACGACGCAAGGCAUACAGACGCAAAUUGUUUAACGAACAAGCGGAAAAGUUAAUUUCUCGCGCUCCUACUUUAAAAGACGAAGUAGCAUGGCGUGUAGAUCACUUAAAUGCAAAAUGGGAACUAGUUGAGCAAAUUAUGGCGCCCAUAGAUCGACCUGUAUCUAGUCAGCAAGAUAUAACAGCAGAUUUCGAACAUGAAGUAAAAUGUCUAAGAAAAUGGUUACGAGAAAUGGAAUCGCGUCUUCAACCUCUGAGCUUCCACAUCGAUUGGACUCUGUCAGAAUUAGAGGAAAAAGCAGUGGAGCACAUGGUACUCCAACGAGAUAUAGAGGCGCACGGGCGUAUCGUCAGUUCAGUUGUCAAAUUAGGAGAUAAAGUUUUUACGCAACAACAGCAACAGCAACAAGGACAGGAACAGCAAAAAGAGCAGCAAUCUGCGCAGCCUUUACGGAUAGUAAGAUCAUUAGAACGGCGUUGGCAUCUUCUAUUUUUACGCGCCUUGGAAUGGCAGUGUCACAUUGAAACCCUCGUAUCUCACAUAAGAAAUAAGAAUACCGUGCCUUAUAGCUGUAGUAGCGACAGCGACGAGGAACCAGUCACGAAACAGCCUCGUCUCAGCCGCGGACGAUCGCGUGGCUCUGGAACGGAAUCGCCGGGACAGUCCGCUCGCUCGACGCGUACCGAACGCGCAAAGCGUGUUGCCGGACGUUCGAGAUCCGAGUACUGUAAUCAUCCAGUCUCCGCGAGGAGUGAUCCGUCCGACAGCGACGCCUCUUCCGAGAAUCGAUCCAUCAGCGAGGGAUCAUACUUCGAGGAUGAAUUGUGUCAGCUUUGUGUGAUGGGCGCAAGGUCCGACGAACCGGUAAAAAGGGAAGCCACUAGUUCCAUUACGUCUAUCUUGGGGGAUCGAGGGGAGGAAGGUGACGUCGAGGAAAGCGGAGUGAGCGACAACGAGCAACACGACAUGCCGCCUACACCGGACACCGUGCCGAUAACGACGUCGACGGCGGCUAUGCAGGAGACGUGCGACGAAAUUGACGCGGCGAGCACCGUGCAAAUCGAAAAUACAGAAAAAUCGAAUAACGAUCUGCGGAUGAGCGAGCUUGUAAAACGCGGAACAACGGAGGAGGCUGCGUCCUUCAACACGUCCGACAGAAAAUCAAAGAACUGCGCUACCUUCUAUUUUAAGCAUCUGGACACUGAUUCGGAGGCGGACUGUAGUCAACCAGUCCAGGAAUCGACCAAUGUAGUGGACGAUUCCUCCGAGGAAGAGUGGACUUACACUUCCACCCGUCGAAAUAACUCGCUCGUCGUUUCGGAGCAGCGAAAGACGAACGUUGUGGUGCGUCUGGACUUCAACGAAAGUCCGCGCGUCGAUCUGACCGAAAAAAUGCAUUUUGCGCAGAAAAUGAAUGCGGGCGCUGAGAAAGAAACGCCUGCGAGACGUGUGUACGAUUGUGCCUUGGAAAAGGAUAGCGAUGAUGAGAAAAAGAAUGAUAAAUCAAGUAUUCAGAGAUUAAUUAAAGAAGUUGAAAACUUAAUUGGUGAGGAGAGACACGCGGCUGCCUCGCGGAAUUUCCCGCAAUUAGUAUUCGAGGAGAAGAACAUAACGAAUAAUCACCGAGCGAAAUAUGCGCGUGUAAAGGAAUGGUUAAAGUUGAAUGCGUCGAGGAGUCACGAAGGCAGAUCACAGCCAUUAGACAGCUGCGACGCCAGCGGUGAAUACACGACGGAAGAUUCGGAUGGCGAAAGACAAUCGAUAUCGUCGGAUGAUUUACAGAGCAGUGUCGCGACUUACCGUCGAUUCGAAGGCGCUCCUGGAUCUAUGUCGCAAUCCCUUUCACAAGAGAUACUUGAUAAUGUUCAGAAAACGCCUGUUAACGAGGCACCCCUCGAUGAAAGUACACCGAAGGUCGUAAUGCGCUCUAAACAAAAAGCGAAAGGGUCCAGACCGUGGAGCGUUUCUUGUAUCUCACAAAUCGGAGAUGAUCCUAAUUUAGCUCAAAUGAAUGAUCCCAUUUUACCGUUCUCUAUAUCUGAGACUGCGCUUCAUCAAUUGGUCACAACUCCGCCCACUAAAUCCGUAUCCUUGGAUGCUGCAGGAUCACGGAAAUCGUUUAAUUCCACAUCCACUUUGUUAGAGGAAUCCCUUAUAUCUCCCGAUGAUCGCGUAGCUAGAAAUAUUCGCAGGAAGAAAAAUAGAUUGCGUAAAAAGACUUUGGGUCGUAAAAGUGAUUCUAGUUCAGAAAGUGCACAUGCCAAUCAUCAUUCAGCUGGAAGCGACGGCAGCUCGAAUCAGCAACGCUCGUCUCGUAAAAUGAAUCUAAAUCGCACAAUGCAUACAAUUACGAAAGAAAACUGUUAUAGUCGCUCGACGACUCUCGUUAAAUCCGGGUCUUUCUCAGGCUGUACCGUCCAUCAACAAUUACACGUAGAAAGGACGCUUGUUAAUAAUACUACACCGUUCAAACUACUUUGCUGUAAGUCGCUGGCUUCCACAUCGGAAACUGAAGGCGAGGAUCGCAAUUACGCUCAAGGACCUUACACUUACGAUAAUAGUGCGUUGAAUACCACGCUGAAUAAAGAAUUAAGUAAUCAGCAAUUAAAUAUAGAUAGUGACGUAGAAAUGAACAGUCUUGGUAACAAUUCGUUAUCCGAACAGGCUUGGGAUAAUUACCAGGAGAAAUAUAUGAGUGAGGCUUACAGCGAGCCGUUAGAUGUAGAUACGGCUCGAAGAUUGUUGGAUUUUGGAGAUGACUAUCGCAAUUUCCUCGAUAGUCAGUCGGAAUGCGCAUCUAGUAUAAGCGCAAUUCCCGCUAGUUCACCACUGCCUAAGAUUCGUACAUAUCAUGAAACUUACACUACAGAGGAUAGUGAUAGUGACGAAGAAGGCUUGCGAAAAAUUGCGGAAAAUUCGCAAUCGCAAUUUAUAGUUACUGAAAAUACUUUUGUAAGAAGCAGUGGCUCGGUUCCUGAAGAACUCGCUGAAAUGGAGUCUGCGUGUAAAGAAAACUUAGGAUGUUUGCAGACCGUAUUGGAAUCGCAGAAUGGAUACUUGCGAAGUGAAAAAUAUUUGAGACAAGUUCGCGGUAUGAUAGAGAAAUGGGAAACUUUGGCAUCCCGAGUGGAGCAAGCGCAAAUGGCCAGCGCUCUUCAUCGCGAGCUGGCUGCCAUGCGAAUGGAAUUCAAAACGAUGCACGAUCAAUUUUUCGAUUACGAAAUUAUCCUGGAACAGCCGCACGUGCUCGAUGAUCGCAUCAAUAGGAUCACUGCCGAGCUGGCUGUUCUUAAGGACCGCAAACCGGCGAUGCUCGCGCUCAACGUCUCCGCGCAUCGACUGAUUACCGAUCUCGGUGCCUCCGCGCCGUUGAUUUGCACAGCCCUCAAGGAUGGCGUGGCGGACCUUUACAGGAUAUGGGACGAGACGUUCCAAAAAGGUAAUCAGCAGCUGUGCGCUUUGCAAGCUGUGCAGCAGUUCGGUACACGUUUGGCCGAACUCCAGUCCGCUCUGCAGAGGGACAAAGAUACCUUGGCGGUCCUGGACGUGGCCCUGCAAGCGGGCGCCACUUCGGAGGUCGCCUCUUCCGUUCGUCACGUCGCCCGGCUUCUGUCCGAAAGACAAGACAUCAAUUGUCAGAACGAGGCAGUGCUGAACGACGCGACAACGGAAGAAAUACACUGUGUAAAAUUUGCCAAUGUGUCCGCAAGCAAUCUUACGCAGGAAGGUGGUUCCCUUUCCGACAGCGGGAUCUCCGAUAGCGGAAGCGAGCAGGAGUUGAGCGAGCGGGAGCACAGAUUAGCCGCUCUUCGCCGAUUGACGCGCAGCUUAGAGACUCAACUGGCGCCGGGGAGCAAGGCUCUGACCGAGCUCUGGAAGAGGAUCGAGGAUGCCGAGAGCGAGCUGCGCGAUUUGCAAAAGCAGUGCAGGGAGCUCAUCGUGCGCACGGCGGCGAGCGUGGAUGCACGUGCGACCAAGCGGACGGCCAGUCAGGUUCAUUAUCCUGCGGACAAGCGCAAGAAGGCGUCCGAUCGUGACGCAAUCACGUCGAAAAGCCACGCGGAAUCGGUGCCGACCAGGAAGAGAAACGCCGGCGUCGCUAAGGGCGACUACCCCGACAGCGAGCCGGCUCCUAAGAGCUGGAUCUGGCGAAUCCUCAAGGUGGCACUGCCCUUCCAGCUCGCAUUGGUCGCCCUAUUCUGCGCCGCUUGCCUCUUGGAGCCGCACUGUUGCGAGGCUGCGAACACGCUCAAUCUGUCGCUCACGCCGCAACUGCGCUACGUUAGGGGGCCACCGCCGGUGUGAGCGGUGCAAUACGGCAGGUAUAACACAAUUGAGAAAUAUCGACGCCAAGAAUUGGCGAAUUCUUUGGCGAAAAAAUGGAUAAUUACAUCCAUUCCGAUACGCGCGCGAUGUAUCGCCGAUUAGCGAUUAAGUUCGUGGCAUAAAAACUGUCCGCGAAUUUUUAGCGAGUGCUAUUAAAACAUAUUAGUGGAUUAUUAAUCUUGAAUAUCUGAAAAUUCGGUAACACAUUUUUUUAGAGAUGAAUGCAUUUGUCUGCAUGUAAUGACUGAUUUUUUCACUGCCUGCAUAUGCUUUUAUUUAUUUUUUUUCUUUUUCUUUGUCACAUCACAUACAAAAUUUGAUUAACAAUUUCCGGCAUCUCCACAAUAGUUAUCAUGACGUAAACUAUUGAACAUAUCCGGUCCAACCACGUAGUAGAAAAAUUGAAAAGUUUGCAAAAGUAAUAUAUAUUUUGAGUACGAAUUGAUACGCGUACUUUUCCGCGGUGAAAGGGUUGAAUUUGCGGUUAAGUAACCGAUUAAAUUUGCAUAAAGAUAGUCUAGCCACGAAUCACGAACGUUACAAUUACAAAUACCUGUAUCAAGGUACCCUGCGCUUUAAGGGUAUUUCAGUAUUCGCGCAAGGACGAGACGUAAGUACAUUACGAUAUCGAUACAGGCGCCAGUUGUUUUCUUAUCAUUCUGAAUUGCGCGAGUCUGCAGCUUAUGUUAUUGUUGAACUAUAAAUAUUUAUUUAUAUAUAUACAUAUAUAUAUACAGAAUAUAUAUUAUAUAUUUUACAUUGUAUAGUAUUUUUCGGGGGAUAAUAUUUGGUUUUCCUCUUGAAAGAGAGAAAGUAUGUCGACGAAUGAAUCUUAUACGUCGUACGGUUGAAUAGCCGAGAUUUUAGUCAUAUCGAUUUUUGUUGGGAAAUGGUAGUUUGAUUCCACGUUGUUAAUCUUCCUCUUUGUUCCAAGUAUUCUCCCGCAAUACUGUUUCUAACAUCGUGAUCUUCAUUUUCGUAACAACGAAUGCUUAUCCUAACAUAUUUCCGUCAUUGCAAAUUUCACAUCACUAUCCAUGUGAUGUGAAAUGCUCAUACACCAACUCCAUAUCGCAAAAUCUAUGCCGCAUAUUUCCGCUUUGAAGAAAAUUCUAUUAAUUUGCUAAAAAAAUAGGUUUUGUGUACAAAUUUCUCUUUGAACACUUACAUGAUUAUUGCACUCACAUCAGAAAGGGGUGGAUUUAAUUAGAGCAACGAAAUUGAUUUUUUCUACAUUGCUAUGAUACUUUGCACGGCAACAAUUUGAAUGUAUGCACAUAUAUGUAUAGUUCAGCACGUAUUGCAUGCGUUUAUAUCACUCUUGAAGCACUUUGCACCUCCUACUUAUCAUUUUUUAAUCUUAUUUCAUUUUAAUGUCAAUAACGUGCAUGCUAUUAAACUAAAUCUUGUAUAAACGGACGAUGGUAUUCAUAUGUUUCGUUUUGAUAUGAUUGAAAAUUGUAGAUUGUGAUAUAUUUUGACAGCUUUUGACAUUCUCUCAUGUACGAUCUUUUAACGAGAGAUACAUAUGCGUCGUUUAAGAUUAUGAACGACUCGUGAUUAGCAAGAAUUUUAAUUGUAAAUAUUUAUAUAUAUAUAUAUAUUUGUCGAUUUCCUUUGAGCGUGUCUUUGAUAUUUGAAGGCACUUGGAUUACGAAUUAAAUGAUGAUUAAUAUAAGACUUAGAGAGAAAUAGUAAGCGACUUGUGCUAAGGGGCGAGAAUUAUUUUUUCAAAAAGGAAAGCUUUUGACAGAGAGAACGGUAUAAUUUGUGGAAAUCUAUUUUGUAAACUCUUUUUGAGAAGAUAUGAAUGAAGAAGAGAAUGGAAUGGCGACGCGCGCGUAUAUAUAUUACGAAAGCGACCAUUCUGAGUUCACACGCGAUGCGAAGUAACGAAAGAUGCCUUAUGGCCAAUGAUUUGAAGCUUACAAUUUGCACGAUGCUUACUGUGUAAGCGUAUCGCAUUCUAGCGUAAUGAUCCCGAUCUAUACUUAUGCAGAUCUUGAUCUUCUCAUGAGAGAGACGAUAUCGUCGGUAAGUCCAUUUGGCAUUUUUGCGGACUACGUGGAGGUAGCGAACGAUCGAUGUGUAAAUAUAGAGUAAUUAUAGCUAUGUAAAAUAACGACAGAUUGACAUGGUUUCGUGGCUUAGAAUUUUUUAGACAACACCACGAUACGCACGAAAAAUAUCACAGCGAAACAUAUAUCUCUUUCAUUCCUCUUGGGAAUAGAAUGAUAAAGACUAAUUAUCAAAUCACCGUUACUUCACUGUCCAAUCAUUUUGCAAAUUUUCACUUUGCAUUACUGCACCUACAUCGAUCUAUGGAUGGUAGUACGGUUACCAACAGUUUAUUUUUCUUUCUGUACAAGUGAUACAGAUAUAUUGCGAAUAUUAGGCAAGGUUUCAUUAUGAUUGCCUAAGAAAUCAAGAUGUUCACAGGGUUGAUGCUCAGAGAUCAUUUGAUGGAGAUAUUCUUAGAGAUACUGCGCUGUUCAGUAUUAAUAUCUCUUCAGCGAGAAGUAAGACGAACAUAUUUUUCAUAUUUAAUGCACUAAAGACCGCAUUGAUAACAGAGGUCCUACAUGCUUCAAUUUAAAGGACACUCUACUUUCUGCGAGACGUGUUAGAAUUAACGGAAUGAUGAGAACGGUUACUCUUUCGUACCGUCGUACGUUGUGUCUAUAAAACGCAAACAACGGUGACUAUCUCGGAUAAUGAGCGUUAAAUAGCUUGCGGAAUGCAAGGGCAGUUAGAUAUGCGAAGAAGAAUGUGUUAUAUUUCAUUGCUUUCGAAUGAUCGACUCGAGAUAGAGCGAUAAGAGAAUCGUGGGUUUAACUGCCAGUGAAGAUGUUGAAAGUGGAGAAUUUUAAUCUUUUUCGGAGCUGAUCUUGAUCAGCGUCUUCGUCGUAAUGGACGAAGUUGAUUUUUAUCAGAAGCGUAAUUUAAUAUAGUUUCAUUACAUUGCGAUGAAACUGUGCUGAGGAAAGUUUUUUAUUUCGUUAUCAAUCACGAAAAUAUCAUUACGUAGUAGUUAGAAUCAGAAUGAUGGUUCCUAUGGCCUAACUCGAACGAGAGAUACCUUUUAGUUCCGCUGUUUCCUACGAAGUUUGAUUGAUAAUUUAGCGGUAAGAAAGCGACCGACUUUCUAAUCGACGCACGAUCAUCGCUCGAUUAUUGUUUUCGAACGUAGAUGUAAUCUACGUGAAAAGUUUUUACUUUUUUUAAGGUUUAACACCAACUUGAGACACACAUACGAAGAGGACGAUUUAUUGGAUAAUUAUAGUUAUCCAAUAAUGAAGUACGCAUACGUACUUAUGAUGAAAAAAAAAGAGUCGUGAAAAUGAGAGGCAACGAUUUUAUUGCCUGUUGUUAAAUGAACGAUUGCUUAAUGGCACCGAAUACUUUUGUAGAGUGUAUUUAUCAUGACACAAUCGUUCUGUUGUCACAACGCAAUUGUUCAAAGAAACGAAGAUCUUUGUCUUAAAAAGAACGAUGAGACUCAAUAAUCAAGUGACUUUAUAUUCACUUUAAAAGCAUGGCGAUUUGACUUGCAUGGAUACUUAUACUUAUUACAUUUAUAGCAUAAAUCGUAUAAGUUUUAUAUACGAUUGUAGUAUUAUGAGAUAAUUGAGUAUAUCGCACAGAGCUUUUUAAUAUAGUGUUACUUAAAAUGCUAUCAAAAUUUUUUCAUUUUUAUGUUACUACAACACGAUAAAAAAAGGAAAUAUUACUAUCGGAAAAUAUUUUUCGCGGUGAAAAGAUGCAUAUAAAAGUGCAUUUAAUAAAAGCGCAUAAAUUUAAUGCGCGUCUGAAUAUGUCAAUAGCGAUUUUAAGUAACGCAUUUCAGAUGUAUUUCGUUCUCGUAUCGCGAACGCGAUACGAUUUUAUCUGCCUUAUGAAAAAGUAUAACAAUAUUUAUAAAGUACCUGAGAAAUCAAAAAAGUUACUUAGAAUAUCUACUUUGUUAUUUUAUUCACGCGGUCAAUGAAGGUAUAUUGGUGAUGUUGUAUCACGCUUAUCAUUUUGCUGAAUAUAUUCAUUUAUGUCGUCAUAUGAAUUAGGUGUAGACUUUGCAUGUGUCUUUUUUUUAAUUACUAUUAAAGGGAGUCAUGAUAUGAUUAUUGCUCCACAAAAAAAAAGAUAAAAAAGGUAUUCAGUUCGAUAAGUGCGAACAAUGUAUUAUGAUAUUCAGUAUCUUCGAAGAUCAUCGUUCGAUUUACAGAGCAAUGCUGCACUGUAAUGCUACAAUUGAUGAUAAUUCUUAAAAUUAUCUCAUAUUAUAUGAAUCUUUUUUCUGACGAGAUAUUUUUGAUAUUGAUAAACAUAUAAUAAAAUUAUGGCACAAUUGGUUAUUUAUUGCAUACUCUACUUUUGUAGAGAAUUUUCUCUGUGAAUAACGAUGGUCUGAAAAACCGCUAAAAUUAUAUUAGCGAUAAUGUAUUUAGACGUGUAAGAGUAGCAACGCUUCUACUUGAGACAUGAAUAAAAUAAUUUUUAGCCAUUUUUAACCGAUUAAAGAAAAACAGGGUAUACAUAAAAAUCAAAGAUAUUAAAUAUUACGUCUGACGCUCAAAUAGAAGCGAUGGGUACAAAUUUAUUACAUGUAAGCUAAUAUUUUAUUCAUACGAACUAUUUCGUAAGGCAUACUAAUUUUUUUCUUUCGAAGAUUUCAUCAAACUCCUUAAAAUUUUGAUCUUUUUAUACUGACUAUUCGAUUGCUAGUAACAACAAAGUUUGAAAACUCGAGUUUUACGGAAAAUUUUUACUCAACGAUUUUAGCACUCUCUCGAAUAUUGCUCUCGCAAAGUAAAACGCAUAAAUAACAAAUUACUUCAUACUCCUUUGAAUUUCAAAUCAUUUUCACUUCAAUAUGGAUUGUAUCGUUGUGUCUGUGUAUCUCGAUACAAUCGCCAAAUUGGUUUGCUCAACUUGCCGUGCAAUUCGUUUGCGAAGCACUCACUUUCGGAUCUAUGUUCCACUUCUACCGCAAUUUAUCGUAAUCAACGAAUGACUGUACGAUCAUAAAGUAUUAAACCAGUAUCCGAGCAUUAUUGAUAAUACUUUUCACGAAUUGAAGUAUUAGACUUUAGUACGCUACACUUUAAAUAUCUCGAAAUAAAAUUUGUGAUUCUCGUUCA